AUGUAUAUGUACACAGCCUACAACGUCAAAUUUCGGGUCACUCUGCACGGUAAGGGGAACAAGGUAAAAGAUGGUGCAUUGAAUAUGGCCUUAAGCCCAAUAGCGAUCUGCGGCCGCGUUGCUUCCUAUUGGCGUCGAGGCAACAAUGGCAACUGUGCGCUGUCGGCUGCUACGAAGGUGACGAAGCUGCAAAAGGCCGAGUACCACUCCUUAAUCCCAAUACUUAUUUUUAUUUGUAAGAUAGCUACAUUUGUAGCAAAAGCAACUGAAGUAGAAAGCAAGUAUGAUUGUGAAAAUUUCUUCGUGUACAAAACUCUUUAA
Molecule: messenger RNA, 321 nt
Organism: Arctia plantaginis
Lineage: Eukaryota; Metazoa; Arthropoda; Insecta; Lepidoptera; Erebidae
Source: the annotation of a GenBank genome assembly